Messenger RNA from Octopus bimaculoides (California two-spot octopus), 3480 nucleotides. Its product is annotated as GA-binding protein alpha chain. Lineage: Eukaryota; Metazoa; Mollusca; Cephalopoda; Octopoda; Octopodidae. Gene Ontology annotation, molecular function: sequence-specific DNA binding; DNA-binding transcription factor activity, RNA polymerase II-specific. Gene Ontology annotation, biological process: regulation of transcription by RNA polymerase II; cell differentiation. Gene Ontology annotation, cellular component: nucleus. The record is from RefSeq and is a predicted model, not a curated record.
GCAGUUAUUUCACCUGGAAGCCAUUUCCGUUGGAGAAAAUUUCCGGUGAUCUUUUUUUUUCUGUUGACUUCAGCAAGUUGUAUUGAAAUUAAUCGAAUCUGGUCGCAGUCUUUGUUUAUCCGGAUCGCUUCCUCUCUGAUUUAUGUUGUUAUAAGGGUAUGAAACGUGCUAUUUCUGCAAUUAUGGAAGCAAAUCAAAUAGAAGAUGAGGAGAAAUCAAAAUCUCCACUCAACCCUGAUGAAGUUGCUGCAAUUGCUGCUAUCAGUGAUGAAGUUGUUCUUGAAGAAGAAAUCAUCCAUGAACAUCCACCUCCCCAGUACCAGAAUUUAGUAAUUCAACAUAUGGACAUUGCCGAACCUCUUUCUACACUUAAACGACUUCUUGAAAUCCGCUUGCAGUGUUCUCUUGCAGAACAUAGUUUUUACCUCCAAGACACAAUUUUGUUGGACAGCAGCAAAAGUUUAGUGGAGCAAUGUGUUCAAGGAGAAGGAAUGGUUCAAAUUAACCUUGAGGUGAAAUCACAACCAGGUACAAAACCCAAAAUCAAUAUUUUGGAUAUCUUAAAACCUGCUGAAGAAGUACUUCCACCUCCCAGUUUGCCAGAACCGACUCAGAUAGUUCAGCAACCACAGGCCACAAAAGUGGUUAUUCCAUUGCCAGAAGAAUCUGAAAAUGUUACAAGAUGGAUUGUUGAUCAAAAUUUCAGGAAAGAACAAGAAAGACUUAAGAUACCCCGUGAUCCUGCUCAGUGGUCAGAAGUUCAUGUCCGUCAUUGGAUACAGUGGGCGUGCAGAGAAUUUCAUUUAGAAGGAGUAGACAUCAACCAGUUUCGACUAAAUGGCAAACAGUUGUGUGAUUUACAGCACGAAGAAUUUAUUAAAUACAUACCAUUUGAUAGAAACGAUAUAUUUUGGACACAUUUGGAGCUUCUAAGGAAAUGUAAAUUUGUUGCUGUUCUCCAACAACCAACUCCACAUGCUAUUACCACUAUAACAGUUUCAACAUCAGAUGGUCAUUCAGGUGGAAAAAUUCUUAGUAAGACGCCACGACCUCGAUUAACUAGGAUUACAGGUGAGGAAAGAAUUACACCUGGUAAUAGAACAGGCAACAACGGUCAAAUUCAAUUAUGGCAGUUCUUAUUGGAGCUAUUAACUGACAAGGAAUACCGAGAGAUUAUCCAGUGGGUUGGAGAUGAUGGAGAAUUCAAAUUACACAAUCCUGAGAUGGUGGCUCAGCUGUGGGGCCAGCGUAAAAACAAACCAACCAUGAACUAUGAGAAACUAAGUCGUGCUCUACGGUACUAUUAUGAUGGAGACAUGAUAGCAAAGGUUCAUGGGAAACGAUUUGUAUACAAAUUUGUGUGUGACCUCAAGAUGUUGCUUGGCUAUUCAUCACAUGAGCUCAGCAAAUUGGUGCCUACAAACUGUGAUAAAAAGGUACAACACAUCGAAAUAUUGCCACAAUGCGUUGAAAAAAAAGUACAACACAUUACAGACAAGCCUCUAUUGGCAACUAUCACAAUGAAACGGGUUGACCAAAAAACACAGACAGUUUAGCCCCAGUGUGACAGGGCAAUCUGUAAAUGGAGGACAUAUAUAUCACAGACACAUUUAUUUCAGACUCUAUGGAAAUAUUUUGGUUGUUCUGUCUUGGAGGAGGUUCUUUAUUUUUAAUUUCUUUUCAAUUUAGUUUUAUACAAAAGUGAAACUACAACUGUGUUGUUGAAAUACACUAAAAUCAAGUCAUUUCAAUCAAACUAUAACCCUCCCUCAUUCUCUCUUUUCCUCACCCCAUUUUCAUGCAUGGCGCCCCGAUCCCCACCUCUAAAAUUCAUUUUUUUUUUUUUCUCGUAAAAAAAAAAUUCACAUUCCCUUCUCUACUAAGGAAUUCCAGUUUGACUAACCACCAAUACUUGACAACAUUCUCUUCUAAUAACAUUACUACAAAGGCUGCAGCAAUUGAUGCAGUCCUGCACAUCAAAGAAAGACUGAAAAAAAAAAUGUUUAUUCAGAUGCAAGAUUUUUUUUUACAUUUUUCUCUCAAAAGCCCCCAAAUUUUUUUUGUUUUUUUUUUUUAAUAUUGUUCUAUAUAUAUAUAUAUAUAUAUAUAUAUAUAUAUAUAUAUAUAUAUAUAUAUGUAUGUAUAUGUAUGUAUGUAUGUAUAUGUAUGUAUAUAUGUAUAUGUAUGUAUGUAUAUAUAUAUGUAUGAAAAAAAUAUAUAUAUAUACACACACACACAUGUAUGUAUAUAUAAACACAUCAAUAAACUUUAAGUUGAGAGAAAGACACAAAUCUAAGGAGACGAAGAUUUUGUUUUUGAUUGACUUCUAAUGUAUAAAGUUUUAAAUUGCAUUUUUUUUUUAAAUAAUAAAUAUACUUUGAUAAGUUUGCUUCCCCAUCUCUUCAUAUAAAGUUAAUAGCUGAAAGCUUGUUGAUGACAUCUCUAUCUCUUAUAUCUCUCUUUUUCUCUCCGAAUAUUUUUUUAUCAAUGCAAGUCUUUCAUUAAGCUAUAAUAUUUAACGCUGACAGAUCAGGAACACAUCAGAUCUGUGCAAUAUAAAAAAAAAUACAUAAAUAAAUAGAUCUGAUCACGAGAUAAUAGUUGAGGUAUUAGCUUACUCUAAAGUUAGACGACUCCUUAAUGAAAUGUUAGGAGAACAUUUUGAUGAUAUAUAUAUAUAUAUAUAUAAAAUGUGUGUGUGUGUAUACAUGUGUGUGUCUGUGUGUUAUAUCUAAUCAAUUAAAAUAGUUUUUUAAUUGAAUAACUAUGAAUAUUGAAGUAAUGAGUGAGCAAUUUAAGGCAAGACAUGAUGUCUAGCUGUAAGAACAGAUUUAAUAGCAUUCAAAUCUUUAUCAAAAAGAUUACUAUACUUUUUGUCUGCUGUUUUUGUCUUUUAUCUCUUGUAAAUUCUAUAUUUACACUGAAUCACUUGUGUAAAUGUGGUUCUUUCAUAAAAAUAUCAGUUUUUUUUUACAUUUGCUUUUCACAUUGAGUAUGACAUUCACUAUACUUUUGUAAUAAUACCUGUUGAUUGACUUAAAUCUUUUAAGCUUAAUGGAAGUAUUUUUCUUCAGUUCAUCAAACAUGACAUUGGUUUUCUUCUGAUAUUUCUUGGAAAAAUCGAUAAAAUAUUUUAUAGUUUCAAGGGGGAGGGAAAAUGAUUAAAAAGAAUUUAAAAUUUAAUUCUUCUUUAGUCUGUCAUGACUUUAUCUUCUGAAGAUACGAAAUUAUAAUUUAAAAUAAUGUCAGUUGAAAUACUCAAUAAGUUUUCUCUUUUUCAGUUCAAAUUAACAUUUUGGUAUUUCUUAAAGAAAUAUUUUUUCUUCCAAAAAUUUUUUUUAAAUUAAAAAAAAAACAACAAACACACCCCUCCUUGCCUCCCCUUUUUCUCUUCUCUUCACUCAUAUUCAUUCUCAUUUCAUAUUUAUCAGAAAAGAUUGCAUAAAUUUUAAUCAUGAAUAUUAAAAUUUUUUAAACUAC